Messenger RNA from Lontra canadensis (Northern American river otter), 396 nucleotides. RefSeq names its product NADH:ubiquinone oxidoreductase subunit A3 (gene NDUFA3). The record is from RefSeq and is a predicted model, not a curated record. NCBI's taxonomy places the organism in Eukaryota, Metazoa, Chordata, Mammalia, Carnivora, Mustelidae. The transcript has 4 exons. Gene Ontology annotation, cellular component: mitochondrial inner membrane. The coding region runs from base 73 to 327 and encodes 84 amino acids.
ACUCAGGCGCAGGGACCACAAUUCCCAGAGUGCUCCGCGCGCUGCGCGGCUGCCGCCGACGCUGCGACCAAGAUGGCCGGGAGACUCGCCACCUUCCUCAAGGAAGCCUGGGCCAAGGAGCCGGUGCUGGUCGCGUCCUUCACCAUCGGGGGCCUCGCUAUAAUUCUGCCGGCUUUCAGCCCCUUCACGAAAUACGCCGCCAUGAUCAACCAGGUGACGCCCUACAGCUAUCCAGUGCCCGUCCGGGAUGAUGGGAACAUGCCUGAUGUGCCCAGCCACCCUCAGGACCCCCAGGGCCCCAGCUUGGAGUGGCUGAAGAACUUGUGAGCACCCCCGGUGACACGGAGGAGGCCCCUCCCCUGUAGUCAAUAAAAUGCGAAAAGCAACCCCAGAAUC